This is a messenger RNA of Hibiscus syriacus, 1425 nucleotides long. Its product is annotated as putative transferase At1g60990, chloroplastic. Gene Ontology annotation, cellular component: mitochondrion. Gene Ontology annotation, molecular function: aminomethyltransferase activity; protein binding. Lineage: Eukaryota; Viridiplantae; Streptophyta; Magnoliopsida; Malvales; Malvaceae. The record is from RefSeq and is a predicted model, not a curated record. The coding region runs from base 295 to 1284 and encodes 329 amino acids. The transcript is spliced from 12 exons. Gene Ontology annotation, biological process: glycine decarboxylation via glycine cleavage system.
UACAACGAAGGAAUGGCGACCGCGACAGCGGCAACGACGCCUUACGCAGCUCACUUGGUUGGCCGCUCCUCCACUCGUCUUCAAUACUCCGCACUCGCUCCUCUUUUUUACCGGAACGCCGCGUUUUGGACCAAGAAGAGUACAAGAGCAAGCUCUCGUCGAGAAAUGCUUCAUCUACUAUCGCCGCUUUACCUUUCGAACUCUCCCCUCCCCCUAUUGACCAUGAUUUCCUAGAUUCAGUUGCUGCUGAAGGUGCAAAGGUUUCAGAUGAAGGGAUAAUAGAAACGUUCGACAAUGACGAUGAAGCUUUGGAUGCAUUCGAUAAUGGUGUGGGCGGUUAUGGACCUUUCGCAUUUUGGAAGGAUAAGAGUCAGCGGAGAUGAUCGGAUUCAGUUUCUUCAUAACCAAACCACUGCCAAUUUUGAAUGUCUUAGUGAAGGGCAGGGAUGUGAUACAGUUUUUGUUACACCAACAGCGAGGACUAUUGACAUUGCUUAUGCAUGGAUUAUGAAAAAGUCAGUCAUACUGAUGGUUUCACCAGAGACCUGUGGAAACAUAACUGAAAUGCUAAAUAAGUACAUAUUUUUUGCUGACAAGGUAGAGAUUCAAGAUAUCACCAAGCAAACUUGCUUAUUUGCUCUAGCAGGUCCGAAGUGCUCCCAAGUGAUGGCUAAUUUGAAUCUGGGCGAUCUUGUUGGACAACCAUACGGCACAAACCGUCAUUACAGUGUGAAUGGUAUGCCUUUAACUGUUGGGGUGGGAAAUAUCAUUUCUGAAGAUGGGUUUUCAUUGUUGAUGUCCCCAGCGGCGGCUAGUCCAGUCUGGAAAACUCUUCUAUCUAACGGUGCUAUUCCUUUAGGUUUUAAUGCCUGGGAAAAGCUAAGGGUUACACAAGCUCCUGGGAAGGAGCUAACCAAUGAUUUUAAUGUUCUGGAGGCUGGCCUUUGGAACUCGAUUUCAUUGAACAAGGGCUGUUACAAGGGACAAGAGACAAUAUCAAGACUCAUCACAUAUGAUGGAGUUAAACAGAGAAUAUGGGGUAUUCAUUUGUCCGCACCAGCUGAACCUGGCAGCCCCAUUACAGUUGGUGGGAAAAAGGUGGGGAAGCUAACAAGCUAUACAACUGGAAGAAAGGAUUGUGACCAUUUUGCUUUAGGUUACAUCAAGAGAAAAGCAGCUUCAGAUGGAGACACUGUGAUUGUCGGAGAAAAUAUUACCGGGACAGUUGUAAAUGUUCCUUUUCUUUCUCGACAAUCUCCUCCGGUAAAGAACACCAGGCCUUGAUUCAACUGAAAUUAUACGGAUAUAACUAUCUCGUUGUAUUGAUGUUGCUCAUAUUUGUGGUAUUCUAAUGUCCAUAUUUAGAGUUGAAAACAUGCAUACUUUUUAUGGUAUAUAAUGAUGGGCUGGAAUGUAACCGAGUUG